Molecule: messenger RNA, 1554 nt
Organism: Cercospora beticola
Lineage: Eukaryota; Fungi; Ascomycota; Dothideomycetes; Mycosphaerellales; Mycosphaerellaceae
Source: RefSeq, a predicted model, not a curated record
AUGCAACGAUCCGACAUCACCGGACGACCGAUCGUUCCCGCCGCAAGCAGACGACCUUGGCAGCUGGACGAGCGCCGCGUCCUCCUGCUUCUCUUUCAUCUCUGGAACCUGACACAGGAUCAAAUCAGAGACAUCUUUCACGCCAUCUUCCCGCACCGCGCCGACUACGGGACACCGAAGCUGCGUGAUCAACACAACCAGCGCUGGAGUGGCGGCAGGAGAGAGCGCGACUGGCGCGUGCUCGAUCGACCAAACGAUUACAACGGAACUCCAUACACAAACCAGGAGCACCUUGAGUUCGCAAACGCCGUGGCAGAUAUCGUUCGAGAGGCAGCAAACCUCAACAUCGCGUUGACUCUACAAGUUGCCCCAACGCAUGAGUAUCUGACACACGUUCCUGCUGGGACUGCUGGAAUCUUGCCUGGACCUGUUGCCGCUCCACAAGCACAAGCAGCUCCAGGGGCCGGGCCAGCGACGGCGCCACCAGCGGUAGCAGCGCAAACGCAAGCGCAAGCACGCGUAAUACCGGGAACUGCAAGAAAGGCACCCGUCUCAACACCAGUCUCCAAUGCAGUGGACGCCGACGAACAAACCGACGACGAUGAUAACAGCUCGUCCCAUGAGAGCGAGUCGGAUGUGGCCGACGAUGACGCUGACCACGAGUCUGACGAGGACUACGAAUCCGACGAUGGCGCAAACAACGGGCAGGACCACGAGCUGGAUGUGGUAGAUGUUGACGAGAACGAUGACUCUGAUGCUUCCACAAACAACGACGAUCAAGAAGCAACCAUUGCGGACGAAGAGGAAAGCGAAGAAGAGCUAUUUCUUCGAGAACCAGACGUUCGCCCUCCUGGUCCCGAUGUUGGUUCCUCUUUCGAGGAAGCGGCACGCAGGGCAGAACUUGGAGCAGCUCAAGGUACAAACGUUCCUCAGUCACCAGACGCACCGACGCCGCCAACAAUGGCACCUUACCCACCGGCGAACGGCAACACUGACCAUCGACACUUGGACGACCUGCACGGCUUGAGAAUGCUUCACUACAAGGAUGUGAAGUUCUGUGCCUUCGGUGCGCACAUCAUCGAAGCCAACGCUGUCCCAGUCAACCCUGAGUCUCAGCUGUACCGCUUGGGAGGGCCACUACAUCUGGUCUCAACUCACAUCAACUCCGAGACCAAGGAGAUCACUGGCAAAGAGUUCGUCCUCGUAUGCAACACCACGUGGUGUGGUGUAUGCAGAGCCACCGACUGGGCACGACCCGUGCCAGACCCAAUGACGCCUCUACCAGAAGACAGCUGCAUGUCUCACCACGACAUUACUCUCGAGCUUCAACUGCUCCGAACGCGCGGUCGUCCACUUGUGCAUCGAGGCGACAUGGGGCAGGGUGAGCAAAGCAACAGCUUCUGUGUACGGAUCGGAGAAGGGAACAGAGUGACUCCAUACUCUGCUGCGGUAUCGAGGCGAGCGUGGUACGAUGUGCGGAUUGUGGUACAUCUUUCUGAGGGUGACAGAGUCAUUUCGGUCAUGCUUUGUGGAGAAGGAUGUGACAAGUGCUAG